UAUUGUUUUGAUGCAAUUCACUGAUUCACUGUAAACCAAGUUUUUAUUUUUACUCAUUAUUUAUUGAAACACAUUAACUUUAAGUUGUAAAACUUGCAUUUUAUCCAUAAUCUUAACAUUUGUAAAAAGAAUUUACCCAGUUGGAUCAUCUAGACCUUAAAAUGUCUGACAGGUUAAAAAGUACACACAAUGUCUCAAAUGAGGAAGUUAUUGAUGAUUUAACCAAAGAUCUAGAGUUCACACUCCGUUCUGGUGAUAAAGGUAACUCUGUUAUUAAUUCCGAAGACUCUGCUAAGGAUUCAAAGUCUUCUCCGGCUGAUACAAAGGAAAACCAUCCAGAUGAUAUACCACUCAGUGAUGAUGAACCGGAUGGGAAUUCCAAAGAUGACAGUGACACAGAGUCUGUGGAUGAGGUGACCCUCAAGGACCUGGAGAUGGAGCUGACAGAUGACCAGAAAGAGGAGCGGAGGAUCAUAGCCGAGGAGCUGAAGACGGCUGGCAACUUGGCCUUCAAAGAUGCUGAUUAUGACAAGUGUAUUGAAAAAUAUACUGAAGCGCUGUCCAUCUGUCCGCUGCAGUUUCCCCAGCAGAGGGCGAUACUGUACUGCAACCGCGGCGCCGCUCGGAUGAAGCUGGAGAAAUACAAGCGAGCUGCCCACGACUGCACCAAAGCUAUAGAACUGGAUGACAAAUACUUGAAAGCUUACUACAGACGAGCACAAUCCUACGAAGCCACAGAUAAACUAGACGAAAGUCUCGCAGACUACAAGAAGAUGCUGGAACUGGAUCCAACACAUAAAGAAGCAUCAAAUGCAGUUAUCCGUCUACCACCAUUGAUCGAAGAAAGAAACGAAAAACUCAAAACAGAGAUGCUUGGGAAACUCAAAGACCUUGGCAACAUGAUACUGAAACCUUUCGGCUUGUCUACAGAGAACUUCCAGCUGCAGCAAGAUGGUGAAUCUAAGGGAUAUACGAUUAAUUUUAAACAAUAGCAUUUGUAUUGGAAAGAAGCAGGCGUUACUUUGCGGAAGUUCAUCAUGAUUAUAUAAUGAUUUAUUUAUUUUGCUAUCAUCCGCGAAAAGCAUUUUUCGCGGAUGAUAGCAAAAUAAAUAAAUCAUUAUAUAAUAGCAUUUGUGAUGGUUUUUUUAAGAGCACUGGUCUUGUACAAGUCAAUAGUAAGAAUGAACAGAAGUUAAACCAAUUAAUCAUAAUUUAUUGUGUAGAAAAGGCUACUUUUAGUUUCUUUUAUCUGGAACUGACUAUACAUAUUUAUAUAGACAUGGAUUAAGAUUUGAACCUUGAAAUUAAAGAGAAUUUUGAAAGUAAAGAUUUAAAUUCUUUAAAGUAAAGAGAAUUUUAAAUAGCAGUGAUUAUACUAAAGUGAUUAUACAUACAAUCCGCAUUGGGCCAGCGUGGUGGACUAUUGGCCUAACCCCUCUCAUUCUGAGAGGAGACUCGUGCUCAGCAGUGAGCCGAAUGUGGGUAAUAAAUUAAAAACGAGAAUAACAAUCGCUAGUCAUUUCACAACAAUUAUAAUUAACUUGUUCUCAAAUGUAUGAAUAUAAAUUUGAUUAAUAAGCAUAUGCUUUUAUAUAAUUAAUAACAUUUGAUAAAAAAAAAUUAUGAAAUGACAUACAUUUUCAACCUUCAAAUUGUUUAUUUUUUGUUGGUAAACAGUACAUCGACAAUGGCUUUUUUUAUUUAUUCUUUACAAGUUAGCCCUUGACUACAAUCUCACCUGAUGGUAAGUGACGAUGCAAUCUAAGUUGGAAGCGGGCUAUCAUGUUGGAGGAGGAUGAAAAUCCACACACCUUUUGGUUUCUACACGACAUCGUACCGAAUCGCUUGGCGGUACGUCUUUGUCGGCAGGGUGGUAACUAGCCACGAUCGAAGCCUCCCACCAGCCAGACCUGGACCAAUUAAGAAAAUCUCAAUCAGCCCAGCCGGGGAUCGAACCCAGGACCUCCGUCUUGUAAAUCCACCGCGCAUACCACUGCGCCAUAGGCCGUCAAAUGUAUGAAAACUACAGGAAAUAUGCCGGGAGCCCUUAAUAUAAAUAAUCUAUUGAUUGAAGAACAGACCGCAAAGCUCAAUCCUGAUAAACUUAAUGCUAAUGUGCAGUUUAAUAGUAAGAAGUUUUAGUUACUCAGUAGAUGGCAAAUGGGGAUGAUGACUAGGUUUGAAUAUAUCGAUUUUUAUGAUACAUUUCGGUAAAUAAGGUCAAUGUUAACUAAUUUAUACAUUACAAGAAAAGAUUGUCUGGAUAUUUGCAAAAUAAAUGAAAUUAUAAAAUUUAUCUAUUAAAAAUCUUUUAUCGUAAUUAAAUGAAAAUUCAUACAGUUUUAGCUUCCUUACAUUAAAUGUGAUAUUUUUUAAUAUUUUAACUAUAAACAUAAACGCACAAAUAACAAAGAUAUUAGUAAUUUUGUUAGAACGCACAUACAAAUUUAACGAUCAUUACAUUACCUACGACGUCAUAAGUUCGUACCAUUUUGUAUGUAUCAUUUUGUAUGGAGCGUUUUUCAGGGAUCCGCGGCAGCGCCACAAAUCUGACCCUUUAAAUCCCUGUAGCUCCGAAAGCAAUGAUCGCAGAUACCCUGUUACUUUUACAAAAUUGCUUUACUGUUAGCAUACUCUUAAUUUAUAUACAACUAGCUGACGCUGCGCGGUUUCACCCGCGUGAUUCCCGUUCCUGUAGGAAUACAGGGAUAAUAUAUAGCCUAUAGCCUUCCUCGAUAAAUGGGCUAUCUAACACUGAAAGAAUUUUUCAAAUCAGUAGUUCCAGAGAUUAGCGCGUUCAAACAAACAAACAAACAAAC
This is a messenger RNA of Bicyclus anynana (squinting bush brown), 2819 nucleotides long. It is a transcript of the gene Ttc1, whose product is annotated as tetratricopeptide repeat protein 1. The coding region runs from base 162 to 992 and encodes 276 amino acids. Gene Ontology annotation, molecular function: protein binding. NCBI's taxonomy places the organism in Eukaryota, Metazoa, Arthropoda, Insecta, Lepidoptera, Nymphalidae. The transcript is spliced from 4 exons. The record is from RefSeq and is a predicted model, not a curated record.